AUGGACCCUUCUUCCCCAGAGUCCUUUGAAGACACUCUUCCCCUGCGGGAACUUCCCACUGAGACCUCUCUGGGCGAGUCAGCGGCCUGGGACUUGUACAGCUCGGCCAGCGAGGACCCCAGGAGCUACGAGACGUCUCCGGCGUCGGACGAGCAGCUGUCGUGGUUCAGGGUGCAGCAAACGGAGUCCCGCAGCAGCAGGGGGGCCCCCCAGCAGCAGGGGGGCCCCCUGGCGGCCCCCCAAAGGGCCCCCCCUGCCAAGGCCCCCAGCCGCAAACCCCUCCUGGCCCUCUUUGCACUGCUCGUGGGCGCGGCCCUCCUGGCCAGGGGGGCCCCCAGGGUCCUGGGGGCCCCCCAGUUGAGGCUCUUUAGCCAGCAACUCCCGAGCUUGGGGGCCCCCCAGGGGGACUUGGAAAGAGAUUUAGCGGCACAAAUGGACAAUAAGGAUAGUCUUGAAGAUGUCAAAUUUGCACAAGACGUCAAAGACGCACUAGACGAGCUCGAACGCAUUUUGGAGAGAGAGGAACUCACUUAG
This is a messenger RNA of Eimeria tenella, 534 nucleotides long. RefSeq lists its product as uncharacterized. Bases 1 to 534 code for a protein of 177 amino acids. The transcript has a single exon. Lineage: Eukaryota; Apicomplexa; Conoidasida; Eucoccidiorida; Eimeriidae. The record is from RefSeq and is a predicted model, not a curated record.